CCUCUCCCCCCCCAAAACAAAAUGAGACUCUCCAAAAUGUGUCGGCUCAACGCGCUCAGCAUCUACUUGUGGGAGACACUCGUCUUCUUCAGCCUGGCGGCAUCCAAGGAAGCGGCCGCCCGGAAAGCCGCAUCGCCGAUGCCACCAUCCGAAUUCCUAGACAAGCUGAUGGGAAAGGUUUCGGGUUACGACGCCAGGAUCAGACCCAACUUUAAAGACCCCAAAGGCUCCAAAAAUGAAGCUACUCACAAGAAAGGUCCUCCCGUCAACGUCACCUGCAACAUCUUCAUCAACAGCUUUGGCUCCAUCGCUGAGACCACCAUGGACUACAGAGUGAAUAUCUUCUUGAGGCAGCAGUGGAACGACCCCCGUCUGGCCUACAGCGAGUACCCGGACGACUCUCUGGAUUUGGACCCGUCCAUGUUGGAUUCCAUUUGGAAGCCCGAUUUGUUUUUUGCCAAUGAGAAAGGGGCCAACUUCCACGAGAUCACCACCGAUAACAAGCUGCUGCGCAUCUCCAAGAACGGAAAUGUGCUCUACAGCAUACGAAUAACACUGGUGCUGGCCUGUCCAAUGGAUCUGAAAAACUUUCCGAUGGAUGUGCAAACGUGCAUCAUGCAGCUGGAAAGCUUUGGCUAUACGAUGAACGACCUGAUCUUCGAGUGGGACGAGAAAGGGGCCGUGCAGGUGGCGGACGGCCUGACGCUGCCUCAGUUUAUCCUCAAGGAGGAAAAAGACCUCAGAUACUGCACCAAACACUACAACACUGGCAAGUUCACGUGCAUCGAAGCCCGCUUCCACCUUGAGCGUCAGAUGGGUUACUACCUGAUCCAGAUGUACAUCCCGUCCCUGCUCAUCGUCAUCCUGUCCUGGGUGUCCUUCUGGAUCAACAUGGACGCCGCCCCCGCCCGGGUGGGCCUGGGUAUCACUACCGUGCUCACUAUGACCACGCAGAGCUCGGGAUCCAGAGCCUCCCUGCCCAAGGUGUCGUACGUGAAGGCCAUCGACAUCUGGAUGGCCGUGUGUCUGCUCUUCGUCUUUUCGGCGCUGCUGGAGUACGCUGCCGUCAACUUCAUCGCUCGCCAGCACAAAGAACUCCUUCGCUUCCGCCGGCGGCGACGGCACAUGAAGGAGGACGACGGCGGCGACGGUCGCUUCAGCUUCCCGAGUUCGGGUUACGGCGUGGGCCCGACAUGCCUGCAGAAGGACGGCAUGACGGCCAUUAAGGGCAACAACAACAAUGCCCCGGCGGCAGGGGCGGGGCACGCGGUGGGCGCGGCCCCCGAGAAGAGUAUCGAGGAAAUGAAAAAACUUUUCAUCGGCCGCGCCAAACGCAUCGACACAGUGUCGCGGGUGGCCUUCCCUCUCGUUUUCCUCAUCUUCAACAUCUUCUACUGGAUCACCUACAAGAUCAUUCGCAGCGAAGACAUACACAAACAAUAAAGGCAAAAUCGCAAGCACCGCGCUCCCCCUCCAGCGUCCUCAUCCUAUCGUCUUCCCUACUCUUUAUCAUAAUCUUCCUCCUCUCUCUCAUCCUCAUCUUUUGCUCCUUUUCAUUGUUCCUCAUCUUGAACUUCUUUCUCAUUUUCUCAUCUCCAUUUCCUCUUCCUCCUACCAUCUUCAUCAACACCUCCACACCUUUCUCUUCUCCAUUUCUUACUCCAUCUUAUCCUCCUCUUCUUGCCCCGCUUCAGAUUCUUACAUGAUACACUGUCCCUCUCUGCAUUCUUCAUCCUCCCUUUUCUCCUCUUCCUCCAGACAGGAAAUGAAUGGCUGCAUGACAAGCGGAGUCAAAAAAAAGAAAGAAACAUUUAGUGAGCUAAAGAGGCCACGCCCACCAAGCCAUUUGGGCGGAGUCACCUCCAUAAUAGCGUCACAAACUCAAGCUCCGCCUCUUUGUUGGGACAUGACCAGAAUAUUUAUGAACUUUUUGAUUUGAUGUUAAUGCUAGCGCGCUAAUCUCUUCACCCCCAGCAGUGAUGACAAAAAUUACAUUAAGACGCCCACAGGAACCUGUGCUUAUUAAUCUUUUGUUUUGAAACACUGAACAGAUUUGUUUCUUAUAUAUUUUGUCACUGUUAAAAUUUUGAUUAUUCCUUCUUUCUUUUUGUAUUUUUAAUAUAGAUUAUAUUUUUUCUUUUAUCUUAUUCUUGUUUUCAGCCAUUUUUUUCAGGAGGUUUUUAUUUUUGUAUGUAUAAAAUUAUUGUCAUUAUUUUGUUUUAUUAUAACUUUAUUUUUCUAGUACAAGGCUUGUUUUUUUAGUUUUGUGGGAGACAGGAGGAUGGAUGUGCCAAACUGACUGGUUUGAUUUGUGCUUCCUGAACUUGAUCCUCACUUGGCUUCUCUAUGCAAAGCGCUCCGUAUGCAAAUGAUGUCGCCAUCGCCUGCCAAUCAUCCACUGAUUAUCUGUCAUGUGACACCAAGCGAGUCCUCGAAUAAUUUUAUUUUGACAAAGAAGAAUUUCUACAACAGAAGUCGCCGACAAAACGUCACACUUUCACGUUUUGCCUUUUUUUUUUUUCCUUCUGGCAGAUGUGUGUCCAUCAUAGUCCAAACCAGCAGCAACUUGUGCAAAAAUGUUGUCAACUCAAAGAUUUACAAAUCAAAGAUUUAGAUUUAAUUGUGUGAGAUUUUUCUGGAAAGAAUGGAAAAAAAGCAAAGACAUUUGAAACUAGCAGCAUAAAUGCUCAUGCUAAAUUGGCUAACAAACUGGGUUUUUCACCGGGCCUCUGUGCUAGCCUCAUCAGCAUUAGCUAUUUUCAGCAUAUAGACCAUUCUUUGGGUUUUGUGUUGUUCGUAAUUCAGGCUUACGCUGAUUGAUAUUAUCUAUCAGCAUCGUAUCUUCUGUUCAAACAUUUCUUGGUCCACCUGCUACUGACAAAUUAAUGUCAGGUAGUUUGGGAAAAUCCCAGAUUUUUCAUCCAAUUUGUUGGUGAAAGAGUAAAAAACGUUUAACAACUAUGAAACACAUGCUAGUGCUUGUUGACUAACAGCUAGCUUAGCUUCGUCAUCAGCUGCUUUUUGUAACAUACAAAUUGACAAACAGAUUUUUACAACAACUAGCUGCUAGGCUUUUUGUGCCAUUCAAACGCCAUUGUUGACUCACUAGAAAGUUAGCAUCCUGUAGCAGCAAACACUACACCAGGUGUAAAUGUUUCUUUUAUUUUAUUUUUUCUAUGGUACACAGCUCUCUAGUGCUUCCGACAAGGCAAACUAUUACGUCUUUGCAAUUUGAAAAUAGUGUUGAAAAUGUAGGUUGGUUGGGUUGUUUGUUUUGUUUUAUUUUUCAGCAUCACUAUUCCUGCUGCUUGUUUUCAUGCUAACAAACCAUGCUACCUUGCUAUCCUUUUUGAUGAGGUUGAAUUUACGUUUUUAUUAUGUCAGUUAGUGCCAUAGCUACUGUUGCUAACUAGCUAGCUGGGGAAACUAGCUAGCUGGCUAGUUAUUUGAGGGCAUGCAAAGGAAAACAAACAACAUGAGGACCUAUGAACGGGGUGGGAAAACUUUUCGUGAUGGCAAAGAAAAUAAAUAAAAUAAUGAAUUCUCAUCUUUAUUGGUAUAUAAAAUAUAUUAGAAAUAUUACCUAUUACAGUCGUUUUGUUUUAAUUGAUUAUAUAAAUGUACAUGUAUUGUAUAAAAUAUACAUAAAUUGAUAAAUGUA
Molecule: messenger RNA, 3661 nt
Organism: Syngnathus typhle (broad-nosed pipefish)
Lineage: Eukaryota; Metazoa; Chordata; Actinopteri; Syngnathiformes; Syngnathidae
Gene: glra1
Product: glycine receptor, alpha 1
Exons: 10
Coding region: 22-1443 (473 amino acids)
Biological process (GO): signal transduction; chemical synaptic transmission; chloride transmembrane transport
Cellular component (GO): neuron projection; postsynaptic membrane; plasma membrane
Molecular function (GO): transmitter-gated monoatomic ion channel activity; transmembrane signaling receptor activity; extracellularly glycine-gated chloride channel activity
Source: RefSeq, a predicted model, not a curated record